UAAGACUAUUAUUCCCAGAUAGAUACGACAUCGUUUUCAAACACCUUCCAGAUUUGGAAUUAAACUGAAACUCAAUACGCAAGCGCGUCUUCCUUUCCGUCUUUUGUCAAAAAGCAACACAGAACAGAGAUCAAGCUAGACGAUCAUGGCGAACGAAACCGAGCCAGCGAAGUUUCUGUUACCGUACCUACAACGAGCUGAUGAGUUACAAAAACAUGAGCCUCUCGUUGCUUACUAUUGUCGAUUAUAUGCGAUGGAAAAGGGAUUGGGGUUUCCUCCGAACGAGCGGACCAAGACCACCAAUUCUCUCCUUGUCUCUCUCAUGAACCAGCUUGAAAAGGAUAAGAAGUCAUUGAAGCUGGGGCCUGAAGACAAUUUGCAUCUAGAGGGAUUUGCUUUGAAUGUUUUUGCAAAGGCAGACAAGCAAGAUCGUGCUGGUAGAGCAGAUUUGAAUACUGCAAAAACGUUUUAUGCAGCAAGCGUCUUCUUUGAAAUUUUAAAUCAGUUUGGUGCACUUCAGCCUGAUCUUGAGCAGAAACAAAAGUAUGCAGCCUGGAAAGCUGCAGAUAUAAGGAAAGCUUUGAAGGAAGGAAGGAAGCCAAUCCCAGGCCCUCCUGGUGGGAGUGAAGAUCUAUCAACUCCGCCAAUUAUGCCUAGUGGCUCAUAUGAUUUCCAGACACGUGAAACUACAGCUACUGGUCCUACAUCAGAUUCUGGUCCUUCACCUCAGUUCCCUGAUAACCAUUAUUCUGUAAAUGCUCCGCCGCUGCCUCAGUUUCAUAAACAGGAUUUCCAGACACGUGAAACUACAGCUACUGGUCCUACAUCAGAUUCUGGUCCUUCACCUCAGUUCCCUGAUAACCAUUAUUCUAUAAAUGCUCUGCCGCCGCCUCAGUUUCAUGAUAAUGUUAACAACCAGCACUCUGCUGAUAUUCCCCCAUCACCUCCUUCCCGUGAUUUUCAUCCACCUCCUCCAUUGACUAGAUCAGAAAGUUCUACAUAUUCUAACCCAACUGCUGGCUACCCUUCCCAUGAUUAUCAUCCACCACCUCCAGUAAACAGAUCAGACAGUUCUCAAUUUUCGCAGUCUUACCACCAUCAAUCUUACCAACAGGAGCCCCAGCAGCAUUUGUCCCAUAAUUACCCUUCUUAUGAGACUCCAUCUUUCAACUAUCCAAAUUUCCAAUCUUAUCCAAGUUUUACUGAGAGCAGUCUCCCAUCAGUACUAUCCCAUCAUCCUUCUUACUAUCAAAGCUCUGAGACUUCCUACUCUCCCCAUUCGGCUCCUCCCACAACAAGCUACCCCUCAACCUCCCAAUACACUUCAAGCAGCAGAAAUGGUGCUAUCUCAGAACCUGCAGCCCCAGCUGCAGCUGAGAAAUACCAUUAUGACAGCAAUUACCAGCCGCCACCAGAGAAAAUUGCUGAGGCACAUAAGGCAGCAAGAUUUGCAGUUGGAGCUUUAGCAUUUGAUGAUGUAUCUGUAGCUGUGGAACACUUGAAAAAAUCCCUUGAGCUGCUGACAAAUCCAUCAGCUGGUCAUUAAGAUUUGUGUUUUUGACUGGGUCAGAAUCCAGUGAUGUUCUUCUUUUGCUUUCUAGUUUUGCUAUGUGUUUUUAUUUGUAGAAGUCAUUGGACGGUGGACGCAUGCACAGAAGAAUUGUGGUUUACUGUCAUGACACAUUUAUGUAAAUGAAAAUUCUUGAUAUUAUCUUCGUUCCUUUUCCCA
Mangifera indica (mango) is the source of this 1729-nucleotide messenger RNA. Its product is annotated as protein HOMOLOG OF MAMMALIAN LYST-INTERACTING PROTEIN 5-like. The record is from RefSeq and is a predicted model, not a curated record. Gene Ontology annotation, cellular component: multivesicular body. The transcript has 6 exons. Lineage: Eukaryota; Viridiplantae; Streptophyta; Magnoliopsida; Sapindales; Anacardiaceae. Bases 146 to 1546 code for a protein of 466 amino acids. Gene Ontology annotation, biological process: late endosome to vacuole transport via multivesicular body sorting pathway.